CGUCCCUUCCAGCUCCCGGAACGCCGCGGUGCCGCCACGGGCUCCCCGCUGGAAGAGUCCACAUAAACGCCUCUGGAACGCUCGGACGGACGUCGGGAAGCAAAAAUGCGCCCGAUGCGGAUCUUCGUCAACGACGACCGGCACGUGAUGGCCAAGCACUCGGCCGUGUACCCCACGCAGGAGGAGCUGGAGGCCGUGCAGAACAUGGUCUCCCACACGGAGCGAGCGCUCAAAGCCGUCUCCGACUGGAUCGACGAGCAGGAGAAGGUCAGCGGGGAGCAGCCGGAGUCGGAGUCCAUGGAGACGGCGGCCGAGGAGGAGAACAAGGAAGGAGGGUGA
Molecule: messenger RNA, 339 nt
Organism: Corapipo altera (White-ruffed manakin)
Lineage: Eukaryota; Metazoa; Chordata; Aves; Passeriformes; Pipridae
Product: interleukin enhancer-binding factor 3-like
Exons: 2
Coding region: 106-339 (77 amino acids)
Cellular component (GO): precatalytic spliceosome
Molecular function (GO): single-stranded RNA binding; double-stranded RNA binding
Source: RefSeq, a predicted model, not a curated record